This is a messenger RNA of Cyclopterus lumpus (lumpfish), 598 nucleotides long. It is a transcript of the gene hspe1, whose product is annotated as heat shock 10 protein 1. NCBI's taxonomy places the organism in Eukaryota, Metazoa, Chordata, Actinopteri, Perciformes, Cyclopteridae. Gene Ontology annotation, cellular component: mitochondrial matrix. The transcript is spliced from 4 exons. The record is from RefSeq and is a predicted model, not a curated record. Gene Ontology annotation, molecular function: protein folding chaperone; protein-folding chaperone binding; ATP binding. Bases 124 to 423 code for a protein of 99 amino acids.
AUGCGCUAAACAGUUCACGUGGAGACGUACCCCCCCCCCCCCCUUUUUGCAGUGUGUCGGAUCAAGAACCGGUGUUGCAGCAGCUUCACGUCGACUCUCAAGACCUCUCUCACACAUCCAGAAAUGGCCUUCAGGAAGUUCCUCCCCUUGUUCGACCGGGUGCUGGUGGAGCGCUUCACCGCGGAGACGGUGACGAAGGGGGGCAUCAUGCUGCCGGAGAAGUCUCAAAACAAAGUGCUGCAGGCCACCGUGGUGGCGGUGGGACCCGGCGCCGUUAAUCCGAAAGGUAACGUUCUGCCCGUCAGCGUGAAGGUUGGCGAGAAGGUUCUCCUCCCGGAGUACGGCGGAACCAAGAUCAGUCUGGAGGACAAGGACUAUUUCCUUUUCCGUGAUGGAGAUAUUCUCGGCAAAUACGUCGAAUGAGUCUUCAUCAUCUUCUUUUUUUUUUUUGUUGCUGUAUCAUGUCGAGUCCCCCGGAGAGAAGACGUCAAAGUGGCUGCUCUCGUAUCUGUUUUUUUUCUUUUCUAUGUUAUUGCAAUUGUAAAUAAUUCUAAUCGCAUUUUGUUACUAUAAUAAAGGUGAACUGCGGAUAACUCUU